GUUUGUGCCCCCCGAGCCCCCAAAACCUGCGGGGAGAACGUUCAGCUCAGCGGCUUCUGCGCCGUCCUGGGCCCCGACCUGCGGCAGCUCCGAAACCUCCCCGACGCCCUCCCAGAGUGCCCCAAGCGCUCCCACGACAUCGUGUUCCUGGUGGACGGCUCGGGCAGCAUCGGCGCCCGCGACUUCGACACCAUGAAGGGUUUCAUCGCCGAGGUCAUGCGGCGCUUCCAGGGCACCGACACCCAGGUAACGCCCCGGAUGGGGCGGCCGCGGGGCCCGGGGGUCAACUGGGGGGGUUGA
Molecule: messenger RNA, 300 nt
Organism: Neopelma chrysocephalum (saffron-crested tyrant-manakin)
Lineage: Eukaryota; Metazoa; Chordata; Aves; Passeriformes; Pipridae
Product: integrin alpha-D-like
Exons: 2
Source: RefSeq, a predicted model, not a curated record